AAUGUCUACAUCCUCGGGCGCAGAACUGUCUGAAGCACAGAAGACACGUGCUGAGCGGAACAGACUAAAGGCUUUACAGUUGAAGAAGUCAAAGCUUGUCAGCAGACCAUCUCCUUAUCCGAAUAGAAGAGGAGAUGCUAAAAGUUCUUGUUGCAGUAAUGAUAGAAAACCACCAACUGUCAUUGAUACUGGUGCAGGUUUUCUGCUGCCAGAGGAGGAUGAAGAUGCCCAGACUGCUAUGCCACGUAAUAACAUCGUCUAUCCAACCGGUCCGUCGGCGGGGGAUGCAGUGCUGACUUGCGAAGAAUGUGGAAAGGACUUUUACGAAUCAUUUCUAUACGAAAAAUUCGGUCUGUCUGUCUGCAAUAAUUGUAGAGAUAAUGAUGGAAAGCAUGCAUUGGUAACAAAGACUGUGGCGAAGAGUGAGUUUCUACUGAAAGACUGUGACCUUGAAAAGAGAGAACCACUACUCCGAUACAUCGUUCGCAAAAAUCCUCACAACGAUCGGUGGGGAGACAUGAAACUCUUUCUCAGAUCACAGGUGGAAGCACGUGCCAUGGAAGUUUGGGAGUCCCAGGAAAAGUUGGAGGAGGCAAGAGAACAGAGGGAGGAGAACAGACAGACAACCAAACAAAAACAAUUCAACAAGAAACUGAAAGCACUGAGAAUGGAGGUACGGAGUAGUCUUUAUAAGAAGGACACAGGACCGCAUCAGCAUGAGUAUGGCCCAGAAUCUUAUGACGAGGCAGACGACAUUUUUAGCAAGACGUGCAAGUCCUGCCAGUACACAUUGACCUACGAGAAAAUGUAGUUGCAAGUGGGUGGCAUCCAUAGAUCGAGAUCGUGCCAUUAUGUUGUUUAGCUGCUAUCAAAUUGGCUGUGAUAGUUGAUAUAAGCUUUUGCUAUAAAUGAUUUGAUCGACGGUAAUAUUUUUUAUUCGUUGAUGAAUUGCGCGUUUCAUAGUAUCCACAAUGCAUAACAUGCCAUAGCUUUCUAACCAUGUUGUAUAAGCAGGUC
Messenger RNA from Priapulus caudatus, 1017 nucleotides. RefSeq names its product DNA repair protein complementing XP-A cells homolog. The transcript is spliced from 6 exons. The coding region runs from base 2 to 811 and encodes 269 amino acids. Gene Ontology annotation, biological process: UV-damage excision repair; nucleotide-excision repair involved in interstrand cross-link repair; base-excision repair. Gene Ontology annotation, cellular component: nucleotide-excision repair factor 1 complex. Gene Ontology annotation, molecular function: damaged DNA binding. The record is from RefSeq and is a predicted model, not a curated record. NCBI's taxonomy places the organism in Eukaryota, Metazoa, Priapulida, Priapulimorpha, Priapulimorphida, Priapulidae.